AUGGGUCAGUCUCAGUCCACCGACAAUGCCACAGGCCAGGUUGAAAAGGAUUAUGAAAUCGACGAGCUAGACAGCAAACAGCGCGAAGAUUGGAUCCGCUGGAAGGGCAACGAACACGCCAUCAUCCCGCAUACCGAUGCCGCCGGCGACCAGUAUUGCAUUGGCGAUGCGUACGAGGGCAUCAAGACCAAGGACCAGUGGGAGAUCCUCAACCCAGGCCCGUAUCUUCAAUACAUCAAGCACCUCUCCAAAACAUGGCCACAUCUGGAGUAUUUGGGUCAUUGGAUGGAAGUGAGUGCGGCGCCACCGAAGUGGAGAUAUCUCCAACAUUUCCCCGUCGAGCGCGCCAACCGUGCUAAACGAGUCAACGUUUCCGUGAUUGACUACACCAACAAUGAGGCCAAGCUGCGUGACUUCGACGAUGCGGCGCAGCUCAAGGAAGGCCUCGAUGCCGCACCGCAGUCAACCGAACAUGCGCAGGUACGACUCAUAGUCGCAGAGGAUCUAAGUCGCGACCUCGUGGAUACGCUUGGAUCGUAUUAUGACAUUGACCCACUCUUCUUCCUCUCGCAUAUCGGCGACUAUCUCUUCCACAACACUAGAGAUCCUUGGGCGGAACUGCCCAGUCUCGAUCUAGAGGCCCGACAACGGCCUCAUUUCUGCCUGCAGUCUUUGCGCGGCCGCUACUUUGGCAAUGAGACAGACUUCGAAAAGGCCGAAUUCGAGAGCGGCACGUUCAACGUACUCCGUCGUCUCGACAGUGACCGAAGCCGCAAGAGGUUGCAGGAUGGUCUGUUGGACCGCAAGAACGCGAGCGUUGUCCUCACGCGGUCCAAGACCUCGUUAUGGGUCAAGCCUAGGAAACAGGGUGAGCCGGUGACUGCCAUUCUCCUUGUGGACCCAACCGUCAGCACAGGCAACGCUCUCUGGGGUGGCUAUCGUCCUUUCGAUCCCACACCAUCGAUGGCACAAUGGAAGCAGGAUCCCGAGAAAGAAUUUGAAGCCCCAAAACGUGUCAAAUUCUUCGACGACAUCAAGUACUGGUGCGGAAGAUUAAGCCCCCAAGACUUGGACCUCGUCAACCAUGACCCUCGAUGCAUCGCCCUUCCAGUGUACAAGAUGAUCCUCGCCGACUGGCUCACCACCCUCAAGUACAUGAUCGCCCAGCUCGGUAAGAUUGAAUGGGAGUUCGAGAGACCUCACUGGGGCGAAAAGCCCAGCGACAUCGACUCUUUGCUCAAAAAGCUGUCACCAUGGAGACGCAAUGUGGGCUACUAUCAGACCAUGAUAGGAGAAGCCAUCGCCCGCCUCUACCCACCAGAAGUACGAGCGCCUCUCCACGCUCUAGGCGCAACCAGCGUACCCAACGGAACCGACCCGGCAGCGGCACACUUUUACAUACCCGAUAACCACGACAACGGCGUCUCCGCCUUGUGGGUCGACUUCCGUAACGUCAAGCGCCAAAUCGACGAGAUCCAAGUUCGACUAAAGAGCAUCGAGACCAUGGCGACCAACGGAAUCAACAUCGAAGAGUCCCGCCGCGCCGUCAAACAAAACAAGAACCUCGCCCGCCUGACCUUUUUAGCCACCAUCUUCAUCCCCCUCAACUUCACCUCCAGCUUCCUCAGCAUUUCCCCCGAUUUUGCCUCAGCCCAUCAAUCGAUCUGGCUGUUCUUCGCCAUUGGUAUCCCCGUUACCCUCCUAUCGUUGGCUGUGUACAGAAAACAAAAGAAACGAUUCGGACCGAAGAAAGAGUCCGAGCGUGCCAUAGACGAACGACGACGGGAACAGCGGCCCCCUUUGAAGAAGAUGCUGACGACGGUGCCUUGGUUGAAUAAUACUGAGCGACAGGAUACGAGGUUGGAUUGA
Messenger RNA from Zasmidium cellare ATCC 36951, 1869 nucleotides. RefSeq lists its product as uncharacterized. The transcript is spliced from 5 exons. The record is from RefSeq and is a predicted model, not a curated record. Lineage: Eukaryota; Fungi; Ascomycota; Dothideomycetes; Mycosphaerellales; Mycosphaerellaceae. The coding region runs from base 1 to 1869 and encodes 622 amino acids.